Molecule: messenger RNA, 1128 nt
Organism: Cooperia oncophora
Lineage: Eukaryota; Metazoa; Nematoda; Chromadorea; Rhabditida; Trichostrongylidae
Source: the annotation of a GenBank genome assembly
AUGCGUUUCAGGAAUAUCCCGAUGAAAACAGCUUCAACUGUGCUAGCUCAGCCGACCGAGUUAAAAUGGGUACGUACGGGUAAAGUACCAGUUAAUGAGGUGAUGGGCCGCGGGUAUGGCCAAGCGGGUACGUUGAAGUCGCAAUCGAAUGCAACCAUUGGACGGACAAUAUUGCAACGCCUGGUUGGCAAUAAUGUCGAUCCAGAAGCAAUCUUCAGUGCAGCCUUACGUCAGAUGCCUCAAGUGCCAGGAUUUCCAUCGAUAACUCAUCGUCCCGACUCAGGACCCCACUCAACCGUGUUCCGUCCGGAGCUAUUCAAGACAACAAUGGAAGCAUACGCAUCAGCGGCAGCUCAAUGUGGCUCGGAUAUUUUCGGCGGAUUCCGACGUGAUGGACCAUACUGUCGUGACAGUCGACAGUGUGGGCGUGGAGCGUCACUGUCUCCAGACUUUCUACUGCCGUGGGUGAAUUUCUCUCCGAUGUUCCCGUUAGAUCGAAACAUGUCGUCGUCAGGACAUCGUCCUCCGCCUCCGCCACCGUCGUCACAUUCUCAUCAUGCUACCCACCCGAAUCAGUAUGGACAUCCACCGCUCUACAAAGGCAACACGCAAAGUGCUGGACAUCAUGGUGCCACUCCACCGUCCCGACGAACGGUCUCUCUUAGCUCGUCGACUUACAGGCCACCAAGCAGUUAUCCGACGAGCAGGUCUAACACUAGUAUGUCAUUGUACCAGAGUUCGAGUCAACCAGUUGGGGUGGCAAGUAAUCAAAAAACUCGUAAACCCUAUUUCAUGCCGUAUAUGAGCCUUGAAGCCGUAACAAGAGGAUUGGCCAACGGUGACCUAGUGAAGGGAUCACUAUGUGUGAACCAACGUAAUUAUGAAGAAUCGUACGUAGACAAUCCUGAUGGCGAUGAUCAACUGGACCUUCUGAUUCUUGGAGUUCACGACCGUAAUCGAGCAUUGCAUGGCGAUGUGGUGAUUGUGCGCAUUAAAGAGCGCAUGAACUGGGUGAUCCGCGAGAACCUCUACCAGGCAUGGCGCGCUGGUCAUCUGAACGUCUCCCGCGAGGAUAAUGGUCAGCCGAUAACAAUUCCUGCCGGGUGGCAGCACCGAAAUCCCGAAUGA